AUGGAUCCAAGUGACGAAUGAUGCUAUUUCGAAGAUGUUGUCAAGGCUGAAGGCACCUUUUGUACUCCUAGACUAGAGCCUCAUUUUUCUCAACUUAUUGCAGUCUGCAACUUCUCUGGCUUUAUCGUUAUAGCAAAAGACUCAAAAAUUGUGCUUAUCCCAACACGAUUUUUAGAAGACUAUAUAAAAGGGACUGAGCCGCCUCAGUUCUUUGAAAAAGAUUUCCCAGAAAUCAUAAACCUAGUGGCGGCCAAUGAGACUGGCAGCUUGUUAGCUGUCGCUUGUAGGAAUAAGCUACAUAUAUUAGGGACUAGGAAAUGGAUAAGAAAUACCGCACAGAGCUACCAAGUAAUAACAACACAAAGUCCUAUAAGGUGAAUAGAAUGGAAUAGAAAAAUGUUAGGGGUUUUACAGGAAAAUGGGUGUCUAGAUAUAUAUUUGAAGGACAAACUUAUAAGUGGGCAUGAAAAAAUCAAGUGUUUUGGAUUUUUGAAAAGCAGAGAUAGACAGUGUGUGGCUUGUGGAGAAAUGGGGGUUAUUAUUAUAGAUAAUAAGACAGGGAAAAUUUUAGUCCAGCAUCCGCUGGAAGAGGUAGUGCCUUUUGGAAUUAAGGAAAUAGGGAAUAAAAUGAUAGUAAUUUUUGGCUUCAGAGGAGAAAAUGCUAUAGUGCAGGUUUAUUCAUUAGAUCCUUUAGCUCUCUUACUCCACCUCCUCCAUGAGUGAACGAAACCAUUAGAAAAAUCCUUAUUUUGCAAAAAACCAACCCUCCGUGAGCGAAAAAAAAAAAUUUUAUGAAAAAAUUGAUAUAUAAGUGAUAAUUAGUAUAAUGAAAUCUGAGCUAAUUCUGUUUAAUUUUUAAAAAUUUGAGUUUAAAACAUAAUUUUUAUAAAUUAAAUUAAUAUUUACUUUCCAAUUUUUACGAAUUACGAUUUUUUUAAAAUUUAAAAAAAAAAAUUAACCCCCAUCCAUGAGCGAAACAAAAUUUUUUUUGUUCACUGACGGAGGGGGGAGUUAGGCGAGCAAAGUGAUACUGAUUUAAUGCCUUAUUCACUGCCUGAUGAGUACAAUGAAAUGCCAAGCAAGCCAAUUGUAGCUUAUUUUGACUAUAUUUCGAGCAGAAAUACUCUGAUUUUGUCAUCAUAUGAUCAAGUAAUAAAAUGGCUAUAAGAAAUUAGUUCCAUUCGAAAACAUAUCCACCUCACGAUUUAUUAUUAUAAGGUUCAGGCUUUCAUGUGCCUUUGUGCGCUAUGCAAGUAUGGAAUAGCCACAUAGAGUAAUUCGGUGGCCCUAGGAAGAAGGAAGCAUAUGGUUUGAUUUAGCUGGCACCUGAGAAGGGUGAUCUUAGGCGGAGCAUACGCUGGGGCAAGGUCAAUACCACCAUUAAAUAUAGAAUUUUCCCAUAGAUGACACUGCUUUGCCCUUGAUUUGCCCACUGAAAAUUUUUUUUGGUUUGACCAAACCAUAUGGUACUGGUCGAACCAAAAAAUUUUUUCAGUGGGCAAAUCAAGGGCAAACUGCACCAUUUAAGGGAAAUUUCUAUACUCUUUGGCCUCCUUUGUGUGUCUUCUGGAAUGCUUGCAAGACAAGAUAAUUUCUUAUAUCACCACUUGGGUUUUAAAAGAGUGGGCGAUGUCUAUAUCACUUUGCUGAAGAGAAGAAGUACUUUAAAUCUUAAUCAAUAAAUAAUAAUCAUCUGGAUCAAGCCAAGCAAGUAUUAUGUACAAUAUUGGGGAGGAUUCUAGGAUUUACUUAUGAGACGAAAUUGCACAAUGGAAAGGCAAAGUUUUAUGGGAAGAGUCUAAAGAUACUGAGCACAUUAUGAGAGGCUUUGGACUGGUUACAAAUUUCAAGCCUCACAGUGAGAUAUUUGAGUUUACUAUAAAAGAUGAAGACUUUAAGAUUUGUUAUCCGCCAAUGAUUGUGUUUAUAGGAAGUGAUGGGAAAAUUUACUUGAAAAAAUACAUUGAUUUGAGGGCUGAGUAUUUAAAUGAGAAUUUAAUCAAAGAAGGAAGAAAUCUGAAAGAUAUAAGUGAUGACGAAGAGGAAGGAAAAGUAGAUAAUAAAGGGAAAACUGAAGAGCAGAAAAGUAUAGCAAAGACAGCUGAUGUGAAAAGAGAAGAAAUAAAGACUGAGACGAACUUAUUUAACCCUAAACCGAUAGAUUCAUCAGCAGAACCGCAAAAAAAGCUGGAUGCAGUGUCACCGUUUGGCCAAACAGGAUUGUUUAACCCAUUUCAGAAACCUAAAUCCCCUCUUUUAAAUUUGAAUAAAUAUCGGCUAAAUUUUAAUUUUUUGCCUUUAAAUUGGAAAAAAAAAUUUGGGCGAAAAUAAAAUUUUUUAUAAAAUAGAUUUACCUAAUUUAAUGGAAAAAGUGCAAAUAGAAAUCAUUUAAGUAGUUUGUACAUUAAAUCAAUUAAUUUUUUAUUAGUUUUCCAUAAAAAUAAAUUAAAAAUAUUUCAUCAAUAAUUUAUCUGUUUAAAAAUUUUAAUUUUAAAAGGAAAAUGCUAUAACAAAUUGUUGAAAUUUUAGGAAAUUAUAUAAUCCGUUGGCAAAAUUUCUUAUGGACGUUAUACGCGCCAUUUUCAUAUGAAAUUUCAAAUUAAGAAUUUGCCGCACUAAAAUCUGCGUUUUGAAACGCAUAUUCGGUUUUUACAUACCAAAUUCAAAAUGACAUGCAUAUGCAUGAUCAGAAAUUUAGGCAAUAGAUAAUAUGUUUUAAUUAUAAAUUAUAAUAUAAUUUUUUUAAUUUUGAAAUUUAAAUAAGAUUUGCUCUAAUUUAAAGGGGAGUGAGGAAAAAACUCAGCCUGCCCAGACUACUGGAUUAACAGAAGAAAGCAAAAAAUCUGGAGAAAUAACCUCUGGGCUAUCAAAACUUACACAAAAACCACUAGACUUGCCUAUAUCCGCUGAUCCUAAAGCUUCAAAUCCUUUUAGCGCCUCUUUAGGCCCUCAAGCUAGCUCUUUUAUCCCCUCAAAACCAGAAAUAAAAGCAGAUGCAUUCAAAGUCUCAGAAGAAAAAAAAGAAAAUCCUUUCCAGCCCAAAUCAGAAGCAGCUGCAAAGACAACUAGCCAAAACCCGUUCUUCAUCCAGAAGCCUGAAGAAUCCAAAAGCACUGCUCAAAAUCCUUUUUCUCUAUCAAGUUUGCAAACUAGCUUUUCACAGGUAAAAACUGAAGAAUCUUCAAAGACUGCAAAUCAAGGUCAAUCUCCAUUUGGUACUUCUUUGAUUUCUCAACCAAAGCCAGAAGAAGCUACCAAAAAGCUAUUUGAUGCUCAGCCGCCUCAGCCUAAGGCCGAAGAACCUACAAAACCAUCUGCUGUCUUCCCAGCCCAGCCAAAGCCUGAAGAUACUAAAACAGCUCAACUCCCUUUAAAGCAGCCAGAACCCUUAAAACAGCCCGAACCUUUGAAGCAAUCAGAACCCCCCAAGCCAGCUGACACCACCAUCCUCAAACAAGAAAAAGAAAAACUCAUAAAUUUCCUCCAAAUCACCAUCCAAGAGACCUCCACUUCUUUCUCCCAGCUCGAAUCCCAACAAAUCAACGACUCCGUCCUCUCCGACAUAAAAUCCAUCAUCUCCGACUCCCAAAAAAUAAUCAACCUCAGCAAACAAAAAAUUUUCACCCUCAGUCAAAAAUUAGACGACCUAACUGCCUCCCACAUAGAAAACAAAAUUGACGCUGACGCUGUAAAAAACAUUUUCGAGAUGGCCAAAACCCAGCUAGAAGUCAAAAAUGACCUAGAUGAAGGGGACAUUGACCCAAGACUUAUCCGGUCUAUUGAAGAAUUUGAAUGCCGAACUACCACUUUUGAGCAUUAUUUUAAGGUUGGGCUUGAAAAAAUCAUCAAAAUGAUAAGAUCCCAAAGGAAUCAGCUCGGGGUGAAAACUGACGAAAGCACAAACAUGCUGAGAGUUACCAGAAAACAUAUCCCAAAUACAAAGCAAAAAACUGUGAAAUAUCCGAAAGAAAUUAUUGAUAAUUUAAUAGUGUCAAGAAUAGAACAGGCCAGUAGGGUUAUAAGUGAGCUGGAUUUAAAGGUGAGGGGCUUAGGCAGAGCGCUGAGACCUUCUCAGCAAAAAAGGUUCGCCUUUGACGAUGUAGAAAAUAGUGAUGAAGAAGAAAAAGAAGAAAAUAUAGAAGAAAAAAUAGAUUUUAGAGACCCAGCGGAACAGCAGAGGAGGUUUAAAGACUGAAUUAAGCCACAGAUUAUACAGUCUAGAAUAGAAAAACCGAGGCAAAGCUUGGCAACUCCACAGCAAAAUGCUGUGAGGCAGCCUGAUAAAAAACUGCCUAGCGAAGUUAUCAAAUUUGAUACUAUUAAAGAGAAAGCAGCAGAAAGUCCAAUAAUUUCGACUAAAAAGAAGUCUAUAGAACAUAUAAUGGAAGUAGCUUUUAAAAAGCCAGAACCAAAAGUACAGGUAGAGCCCCCUAAAGUGCAGCAGCCAAUGCAAGCAAGUCUUCAAGUUGAUUCAGCUCCGAAUCCUCCAACACAAUCAGUUCAAUCUAGCCAGCCUUUUGCACCUCAAAAACUUCAGCCACAGCCUACAACUGUUCCAGCUUUUUCAACCAACCCUCCAAAGCCAGCUGAGAAAGUAGAGCCUCCAAAGCCUGCAAGCUCUGGGUUCUUUGUUAACCCAACAUCUCAGGCAGCUAAGCCUUCUCAGCAGUCUUUUCCAUCAAAUCCUCUUCAAAAUUCAUUGACAACACCUCAAAAACCUUUAUUAACAGCUCCUCUAUCCCAAUCAAUCCUUAACCCUCAGAAACCUCCUAAUGCAGUCAAUCCGUCCUUACUAAGCCCGGAAAAACCAUUUUCUACAAGCUCUAUACUUGGCACCCAGCCUACAAAUCCUGCACAGCCACCAGCCCAAAAUUCGUUCUUUGUGGCAGCCCAAAAUACGUUUACAGCUCCAAAGCCAACAAAUCCUAGCCCUUUUAUCCCAAGCAGUCAGCCAGCUCCAAAUUCUUUAAUGUCGCUUGCACUUAACUCUCAGCCUGCUCCAGUUAUGCCAACUUUUGGGCAGUCAGGGUUUGGGUCCACUUCAUUUGCACCUUCGUCAUUUCCAACGGUAAAUUUAGGUAAUAAAACCUUUGGGAAUCCAGGACAGCCAGUAUCAUUUGGAUCUUUUGCACAACAAGCUGGGCAGCAGCCUAAUCCAGCAGUGCAGCAGCCAUUUGGAGCUUUUAUGUCUAACCAGCAAAGUGGGUCACAACAGAGUUCAAAUCCAUGGAUACAACAAAGAAAAUAA
This is a messenger RNA of Blepharisma stoltei, 5248 nucleotides long. The record is from the annotation of a GenBank genome assembly. NCBI's taxonomy places the organism in Eukaryota, Ciliophora, Heterotrichea, Heterotrichida, Blepharismidae.